AUGGCAACUACUGCAACUCGUCAUCCAGAUCCUAAAAUGAGCGAACGUGCCGAGAGUAUUCUUGCCGGAUUCAAACUCAAUUGGAUGAAUCUGCGUGAUGCUGAGACUGGAAAAGUACUCUGGCAAAGUACCGAGGAUAUGGCUGACCCAAAAAAAGAACACAAAGCACACGUCCCAAAGAACCUUCUCAAGUGUCGUACUGUAUCUCGUGAAAUCAACUUCACUUCUUCAGUCAAAAUCGAGAAAUUUCGAUUGGAACAACGUGUUUAUCUGAAGGGAACCAUCAUCGAAGAGUGGUAUUUCGACUUUGGAUUCGUCAUCCCAGACUCGACAAACACGUGGCAGAAUAUGAUUGAGGCAGCUCCAGAAUCACAAAUGUUCCCACCAUCUCUUCUCAGCGGAAAUGUAGUCGUCGAGACUCUAUUCUACGACGGAGAUCUUCUCGUGAGCACGUCGAAAGUUCGUCUUUAUUACGACUAA
Molecule: messenger RNA, 480 nt
Organism: Caenorhabditis remanei
Lineage: Eukaryota; Metazoa; Nematoda; Chromadorea; Rhabditida; Rhabditidae
Exons: 4
Coding region: 1-480 (159 amino acids)
Biological process (GO): sensory perception of light stimulus
Cellular component (GO): cytoplasm
Source: RefSeq, a predicted model, not a curated record